Molecule: messenger RNA, 614 nt
Organism: Oppiella nova
Lineage: Eukaryota; Metazoa; Arthropoda; Arachnida; Sarcoptiformes; Oppiidae
Source: the annotation of a GenBank genome assembly
AUCGAAAGCACUAUUCGUAUUCAUAUUGCAUUGCAUUUGUAAUGCAAUUCCUGUCUCGUCUACAGUAGCAGUGAUUCCUUACGACAGUAUUUGUAGUAAUGUUUUGAUUCCUAUAGACAUUGAAUGCACUGAACGUUUGCGCCAAUCACAUGGCAGUCACUAAACCAUAUGAUUUGCUUUCAUAUGAAUUGUUAGCUUAAAUAGUGAUCACACAGUGAAACAGUUACCAUCAUUUCGUGGUGAACUAUAUUCUGGAGACACGAGACACAUCCUCUCAUUUGUCGAUCGCGAGCAACGUUUGUCCCAAUUGAUCAGUCCAUCAGUGGUGAGCCAUGAGUCCAGACCAGGAGAGUGUGCGUAAGGAGCGGAUCGUCUAUAAGCUGGUGCUGACGGGCGGCCCCUGUAGUGGUAAGACGACAGGUCAGGCACGACUGUCCACAUUCUUCGAGAACCUGGGGUGGAAGGUGUAUAGAGUGCCCGAGACGGCCACCACCCUCUUCAGCGGUGGCAUCCGCUUCCCGGACCUGACGCCCGAGGCUCAGGACAAGUUCCAGGAGAACCUCAUCAAAGUGAUGAUCGCCACGGAGUCGACGUUCUUUGAUUUGGCCGAAGCC